AUGUCUGAUGCAUUUUGCAGCGAUUGCAAGCGGCAGACUGAGGUGGUGUUCGACCACUCGGCGGGGGACGCGGUCUGUUCGGAGUGUGGCCUCGUUUUGGAAUCUCACUCCAUUGAUGAAACCUCUGAGUGGCGAACAUUCGCCAACGAGUCUGGCGAUAACGAUCCUGUUCGUGUCGGAGGUCCUAACAACCCUCUCCUCACCGACGGCGGUCUCUCCACCGUCAUUGCCAAGCCUAACGGUGCAUCAGGUGAUUUCCUUUCGUCCUCUCUUGGACGUUGGCAGAAUCGUGGCUCCAAUCCCGAUCGUGGCUUGAUCCUUGCUUUCAAAACAAUUGGCACCAUGUCUGAGAGGUUGGGACUGGUUGGAACCGUCAAGGACCGGGCUAAUGAAAUAUACAAGCGGGUUGAAGAUCAGAAAUCUAGUAGGGGAAGAAAUCAGGAUGCGUUGUUGGCUGCUUGCCUCUACAUUGCUUGUCGACAGGAAGAAAUACCGCGCACUGUAAAAGAAAUUUGCUCAAUUGCCAAUGGAGCCACCAAGAAGGAAAUUGGCCGAGCAAAAGAAUACAUUGUGAAGCAACUGGGUUUGGAAAAUGGUGGUCAAACUGUAGAAAUGGGAACAAUACAUGCUGGGGACUUCAUGAGGCGAUUUUGUUCCAAUCUUGGUAUGAAUAAUCAAGCUGUUAAAGCUGCCCAGGAAUCUGUUAAGAAAUCCGAAGAAUUUGAUAUAAGGAGAAGUCCCAUAUCAAUUGCUGCUGCAGUCAUAUACAUCAUUACUCAACUUUCAGAUGACAAAAAACCUCUCAAAGAUAUAUCACUUGCCACAGGAGUUGCAGAAGGAACCAUUCGGAACUCGUACAAGGAUCUUUAUCCUCAUGUUUCAAAGAUAAUACCAAAUUGGUAUGCGAAGGAGGAGGAUUUGAAGAACCUUUCUAGCCCUUGA
Lathyrus sativus (Indian pea) is the source of this 942-nucleotide messenger RNA. The record is from the annotation of a GenBank genome assembly. NCBI's taxonomy places the organism in Eukaryota, Viridiplantae, Streptophyta, Magnoliopsida, Fabales, Fabaceae.